This is a messenger RNA of Durotheca rogersii, 2251 nucleotides long. Its product is annotated as SUMO-activating enzyme subunit uba-2. The transcript is spliced from 6 exons. Lineage: Eukaryota; Fungi; Ascomycota; Sordariomycetes; Xylariales; Xylariaceae. Gene Ontology annotation, molecular function: SUMO activating enzyme activity. Gene Ontology annotation, biological process: protein sumoylation. Gene Ontology annotation, cellular component: cytoplasm; SUMO activating enzyme complex. The record is from RefSeq and is a predicted model, not a curated record. Bases 192 to 2066 code for a protein of 624 amino acids.
UCACCAACAAGUCCGUCCAGACACCGACUCGGGUAGCUGUUCACCAUGGCGGUAGCUCGAGAUACCUUCAAUCGCCGAUCCUUUGGCCCCGGCCUCAAUACGAAUAUCAAGGAGCCUCGCACCCGAACCGUUAUGCACCCUGCCCCUACCUGCCUUGCCUCGUUCCGCCUCGAAAUCUCCAUGAUCAAAAGAUGGAUCCAGACCGGCCCCUCGAUUCCAGGUUCGUGCUAACUCAAGUUCCUCAGUCGCGCGUCCUCAUGGUCGGCGCUGGUGGGAUCGGCUGCGAACUGCUCAAGAAUCUCGCUCUUUCGGGCUUCGGUGAAAUCCACAUCGUCGACCUCGACACCAUCGAUCUCAGCAAUCUGAACCGACAGUUCCUUUUCCACCACGAGCACAUUGGUAAAUCGAAAGCAUUGGUGGCCAAGGAGGCGGCCCAGAGAUUCAAUCCUAACGUCAACAUCCUCGCGCAUCACGCAAACAUCAAGGAUGCGCAAUUCAGCGUCGAAUGGUUCCGAGGCUUCAAGGUGGUCUUCAACGCGCUGGACAAUCUCGAGGCGCGACGACAUGUCAACCGAAUGUGUCUCGCCGCCGAUGUGCCGCUGAUCGAGAGUGGUACGACUGGCUUCAACGGCCAGGUUCAGGUUAUCAAGAAGGGCAUUACGGCAUGUUACGAUUGCACGACGAAAGAGGCGCCCAAGACCUUCCCCGUAUGCACGAUCCGAAGCACCCCGAGCCAGCCCAUACAUUGCAUAGUCUGGGGCAAGAGCUAUCUCCUCAACGAGAUAUUCGGCACGAGCGAGGAUCAGGCGGUCGUGGACAAUUCCGAGAACGAGGACAACGCGUCGGAGAUUGCCGAGCUUAAGAAAGAGUCGGAGGCCUUGAAGAAGAUACGAGAUUCGGUUGGCACCGCCCAAUUUUCCCAGAUGUUGUUCGACAAAGUAUUCCAUAACGACAUCCUCCGCUUACGCUCGAUGCAAGAUAUGUGGAAAUCUAGAGAACCGCCGACGCCCCUUCAGUACGAGACCUUGAUAGGCCAAGCGUCCGAGGCGCGUGCGCGCAAGGACGAGAUUGUCAAAGAUGGCCAGCGCGUGUGGAGCUUGGAGGAGAAUUUGGUGGUAUUCAACGACAGCUUGGACCGUUUGAGCAAGCGCAUGUUAGAGCUGAAUCAGGCCGCGGGUGCGGAUCUACCGAAACCCACCAUCAAUUUUGACAAGGACGACGAGGAUACGCUCGACUUCGUCGCCGCCAGCGCCAACCUUCGGUCGCAUAUCUUCGGAAUCGACCGCAAGUCGCGCUUCAAUAUCAAGCAGAUGGCCGGCAACAUUAUUCCGGCCAUCGCGACGACCAACGCUAUCGUUGCCGGCUUGUCCGUCAUCCAAUCCUUCAAGGUCCUGAAGGGCGAGUACGACAGAACGCGGGAGAUCUUCUUGACGCCGUUCGCACCCCAGAGGCUGCUCGGGACGGAUCGCCCGCGCCCACCAAAUCCAGAUUGCCCGGUCUGCGGCUCAUACAAUACCAGCAUCUACGUAGACCUAUCCAGGGCGACACUAAAUGAUCUAGUGGAGGAUUUCGUCAGAUUGCAGCUAGGCUACGGCGACAAGGAAUUCGCAGUGAACAGUGACGCCGGUUUGCUCUACGACCCAGACGAGACUGACAACCUGGACAAACCACUGAGCGAACUCGGUGUGAAGCAGAAUGGCUUUGUCACGAUCGUGGACGAGGCUGACGAGGAUACGUUCAUCAACGUCGUCUUAAACGUCCAGGAAGCUAAACUCGCGGAUAAGCCGAUCAAAGGCCCCGGAGCCGACCAGGCCCCGGAAAUCCCUCGAAAGCCGAAGAAAGUGGUCGUUGUAGCCGCGGAGAGCAACGGAGUUGGGCAGACUAACGGUAAGCGCAUUGCCGACGGCGAGGUUUCCAUCAACGAGCUCAAACGGCCGAGGGCGGAUGGUCCCGAUUUCGCGCCGGCCAAGAAAGCCAAGAUGGCCGCUAUCGCCGGUGCCGACGACGACGUGGUCGUUGUCGACGACAAUGACGCGAGCACCGGGGCUAUCGAAAUUCUUGACUAGGUGUCGUCAUUAACCUACACGAGUCAAACCGCCACAGUAUCGAUUGACUCGGUCUCACACCGCACUCAAGCCUCCGUCUAUGUUGAGGACACAGUUGUGCGCAUAGGGAUUUCGGGCCAGGAAUAACGCAGCAUCAGCCACCUCAUCGGGAGAACCCAUCCGCCCUAUAGGGAUUUGGGAAGUAA